AUGCAGGCAACAGCAACGCCAUCACAACCCGCCCCACCAAAAUCAUACAAUUUCAGCCUAGAGGAUAUGAAAAACACGAAAAUAUUCAAUAACCAACCGGCUUCUCCGUUAUACUCAGUGGUCACCGACAUCAAGUCAGACAAGCGGACUGACAUCUUUGAUGCUCGUGGCAAUCGCCUGUUGGCUCGGAUCGAUAGGAGAGAUAUCCUGCCAGACACCAUCACGUUUCCUAGUAGAAAUGGUGGCUCUUCAAUAAACCUUAGUAAAUGGCUGCAAAAAAGCAAGCUUGAGAAUGGAUAUCACGUCCACUCCAUCGAGACUGCACAUGGAACCUACGUUUGGAAGUCAGACGCCGAAUACCGACUUGCUCUGUAUCGGAAGGGUGACAUGUCCAACCCUAUUGCGCACCUCCAACAGGGAACACGAACCCAAAACUUCGCAGUAAUCAUGCAGGGAGAAGCGGAGCACAUUCGCGACGACGUUAUCAUAUCCUUUUUGAUUCUCGAACAGCGCCUAAGAAUAUCUGAGAAGAACAUCGCCGUCGGCGGGGGCAAGUUCGAGCAAAAUUGA
Molecule: messenger RNA, 570 nt
Organism: Suillus bovinus
Lineage: Eukaryota; Fungi; Basidiomycota; Agaricomycetes; Boletales; Suillaceae
Exons: 3
Coding region: 1-570 (189 amino acids)
Source: RefSeq, a predicted model, not a curated record